Messenger RNA from Lodderomyces oxycetoniae, 1038 nucleotides. Its product is annotated as TOR complex subunit. The record is from RefSeq and is a predicted model, not a curated record. Gene Ontology annotation, molecular function: protein binding. Gene Ontology annotation, biological process: regulation of actin cytoskeleton organization; TOR signaling. The coding region runs from base 1 to 1038 and encodes 345 amino acids. The transcript has a single exon. Gene Ontology annotation, cellular component: TORC1 complex; TORC2 complex. NCBI's taxonomy places the organism in Eukaryota, Fungi, Ascomycota, Pichiomycetes, Serinales, Debaryomycetaceae.
AUGUCUGUCAUUUUAGCCUCUGCGGGCUACGAUCAUACUAUUAGGUUCUGGGAUGCGUUAACAGGAGUAUGUUCUCGUACAAUACAGCAUACGGAUUCACAAGUCAAUAGAUUAGAAAUAACUUCCGACAAGAGAUAUUUAGCAGCUGCAGGGAAUUUAUAUGUUCGAUUAUAUGAUAUAAGACAGAAUGGUGCCACAGGAAAUAGUACGGUGACCAGUGGUGGAGCAACAGCGGGGUCUUGUGCCAAUAAUAAUCACAAUAGCAAUAAUCUCAACAACCCCAACUCCAACUCCAACUCCAACUCCAACAACUCCAACAAUAAUCCAGUAAUGACAUUUGAAGGACACACCACUAAUGUGACCUCGCUUGCAUUCCAAGCCGAGAACAAAUGGAUGGUCACAUCAAGCGAAGAUGGUACCGUUAAAGUAUGGGAUGUGCGAUCGCCAUCAGUUCAAAGGAAUUAUAAGCACAAUUGUCCAGUCAAUGAAGUGGUCAUACAUCCCAACCAAGGAGAACUAAUCAGUUGUGAUCAAGAGGGAAAUAUACGUGUUUGGGACUUGGGAGAGAACCAAUGCACACAUCAUUUGAUUCCCGAAGAUGAUGUGCCGAUUAAUUCAUUAAGUGUAGCUAGCGAUGGAUCAAUGUUGGUUGCGGGGAACAACAAGGGCAACUGCUAUGUUUGGAAAAUGCAAAACCAAAAGGACUUGACUUCCUUGACUCCAGUUACAAAGUUUAGAUCACACCUGAAGUAUAUUACUAGAGUUUUAUUAAGUACAGAUAUGAAACACUUGGCUACUUGUUCAGCAGAUCAUACUGCUAGGAUAUGGUCGAUUGAACAGAAAUUUGCAUUAGAGACAACUCUACAAGGUCAUCAGAGAUGGGUUUGGGAUUGUGCAUUCAGUGCAGAUAGUGCUUAUUUAGUUACUGCUUGUUCUGAUCAUUAUGUAAGAUUGUGGGAUUUAUCAAACAGCGAGACAGUGAGGCAAUACAAUGGGCAUCAUAAGGGAGCAGUAUGUGUUGCAUUGAAUGAUGUUUAG